AUGGACAGCGCCCGCGAAGCGACUCAGGGGCUCUUGGACGCCGCGGGCUUCUGGCAGGUCUGGCAGCGCUUUGACGCGGACGAAAAAGGUUACAUAGACGAGGAGGAACUCGAUGCUUUCUUUCAUCACGUGCUGACAACGCUGGGUACUGAGGAGGCGGGCAUGGAAGAAAAUGUGCAGAGAAUGAAGCAACAGUUCACGGGUCUGCAGGGUGUCUCCAGAGGUGGGCGCGUGCUGAUGAAAGAGCUUGCCAACAUGUUCUUGUCUGAAGAUGAAAACUUCCUGCUGCUCUUUCGUCAGGAAAACCCCUUGGACAGCAGUGUGGAGUUUAUGCAGAUUUGGCGCAAAUAUGACGCUGACAGCAGCGGGUUUAUAUCAGUGGCUGAGCUGCGCAACUUCCUCCGAGACCUCUUCCUCCACCACAAAAAGGCCAUUUCGGAGGCUAAGCUGGAAGAAUAUACUGGCACCAUGAUGAAGAUCUUUGACAAAAAUAAGGAUGGCCGGUUGGAUCUGAAUGACUUGGCAAGGAUUUUGGCUCUUCAGGAAAACUUCCUUCUCCAAUUUAAAAUGGAUGCUUGUUCCACUGAAGAAAGAAAGAGGGACUUUGAGAAAAUCUUCGCCCACUAUGAUGUUAGUAGAACAGGAGCUCUGGAAGGCCCGGAAGUGGAUGGCUUUGUCAAGGACAUGAUGGAGCUGGUCCAGCCCAGCAUCAGCGGAGUGGACCUUGAUAAAUUCCGGGAGAUUCUUUUGCGCCACUGCGACGUAAACAAGGAUGGAAAAAUUCAGAAGUCCGAGCUGGCUUUGUGUCUCGGGCUGAAAAUCAAUCCCUAACCCCCAGAACGCUUUGCCUUUUGCUCUUACGGUGUCUCUGUGCUCCUGCUGCUAAACCUCUGUCUGUGCUUUGCUGUGGGGACGCGCGGGCAGAC
This is a messenger RNA of Neogale vison (American mink), 926 nucleotides long. RefSeq names its product secretagogin, EF-hand calcium binding protein (gene SCGN). Gene Ontology annotation, biological process: regulation of presynaptic cytosolic calcium ion concentration; regulation of long-term synaptic potentiation. The record is from RefSeq and is a predicted model, not a curated record. Bases 1 to 831 code for a protein of 276 amino acids. The transcript is spliced from 11 exons. Gene Ontology annotation, molecular function: calcium ion binding. Lineage: Eukaryota; Metazoa; Chordata; Mammalia; Carnivora; Mustelidae. Gene Ontology annotation, cellular component: synapse; terminal bouton; dendrite.